Molecule: messenger RNA, 7905 nt
Organism: Malaclemys terrapin pileata
Lineage: Eukaryota; Metazoa; Chordata; Testudines; Emydidae
Gene: NCOA3
Product: nuclear receptor coactivator 3
Exons: 25
Coding region: 262-4593 (1443 amino acids)
Biological process (GO): positive regulation of transcription by RNA polymerase II; cellular response to hormone stimulus
Cellular component (GO): nucleus
Molecular function (GO): nuclear receptor binding; protein dimerization activity
Source: RefSeq, a predicted model, not a curated record
CUGGCGGCGGCUCUCCGAGAGGCUGGUUCCUAUUUAAACUCAGGCAAGGAGGAAAAUGGCGGCGAGGAGCUGAGUCUGGGGGACUUGGGGGAGAGGAGACGCUAGCGAGCUCUGGCUCCCUUCCCUGCACUCAUGAAAAGUAUUUUGAGAAGACCAGUUUAGAAAGCUACCACUACGCUAUUUCUGAACACCAAAAAAGCAGGAGGUGAUUUACAAUGAUUACUGGUCCUGAUGGUCCACUGAAAAGUCUUCUCUGCUUGAAUGUGUGUUAAGGACAACAAGAGCAAGAACAGACAGUGUUGUGGUUUCCCAGAAGCAAAAAGCAAAAGACAAGUCAGUCAAGUUGCUGAUGUAAACUCAGUUGGCUGUUGCUCAAUCAAGAUGAGUGGAUUGGGAGAAAGCUCCUUGGACAGUUUGACCAGUGAGUCAAGGAAACGCAAGCCAUUGCCCUGUGAUGCCCCAGGACCAGGUCUGAUCUGCAGUGGUGAGAAACGCCGACGUGAGCAGGAAAGCAAAUAUAUUGAGGAGCUAGCUGAGCUGAUAUCUGCUAAUCUGAGUGACAUUGACAAUUUCAAUGUCAAACCAGAUAAAUGUGCAAUUUUAAAGGAAACUGUAAGGCAGAUCCGGCAGAUAAAGGAACAAGGAAAAACAGCAUCCUGUGAUGAUGAUGUACAGAAGGCUGAUGUAUCUUCUACAGGUCAAGGGGUUAUUGAUAAGGAUUCAUUGGGACCUCUUUUACUACAGGCAUUGGAUGGUUUCCUGUUUGUAGUAAAUCGAGAUGGGAACAUUGUAUUUGUAUCAGAAAAUGUCACACAAUAUCUGCAGUAUAAACAAGAGGAUUUGGUUAAUACAAGUGUCCACAGCAUCUUGCAUGAAGAGGACCGGAAGGACUUCCUUAAAAACUUACCUAAAUCUGCAGUUAAUGGAGUUGCUUGGACCAAUGAAACACCUAGACAGAAGAGUCAUACGUUUAAUUGCCGCAUGAUGGUAAAAACAUCUCAUGAUCUUUUGGAUGAUGUUGGCAGCAACCAGGAGUCGCGUCAGAGAUAUGAAACCAUGCAGUGUUUUGCUUUAUCUCAGCCAAGAGCUAUGAUGGAAGAAGGGGAAGAUUUGCAGUCCUGUAUGAUUUGUGUGGCACGUCGCAUCACUACAGUGGAAAGGGUAUUUCCAACAAACCCAGAAAGCUUUAUUACGAGACAUGACCUUUCAGGUAAACUCGUCAACAUAGAUACAAACUCAUUACGGUCUUCCAUGAGACCUGGCUUUGAAGAUACAAUCCGUCGGUGUAUUCAGAGGUUUUUGUGCCAUAAUGAUGGACAGUCCUGGUCAAACAAACGCCACUAUCAAGAAGCUUAUAUACAAGGCCAUGCUGAAACUCCACUGUAUCGGUUCUCCUUAGCAGAUGGUACUAUAGUGACGGCACAAACAAAGAGUAAACUGUUACGAAAUCCAGGAACUAAUGACCGUCAUGGAUUUGUCUCCACCCACUUCCUUCAAAGAGAACAGAAUGGAUAUCGUCCAAAUCCCAAUCCAGUGGGACAAAACAUCAGAGCAUCUACAGCUGGAAGCACAAAUUCUGUUGGUGCUAUUAUGAACAUGUCACCAGGUCAAAGCAUGCCAAUGCAGAACAGAAACUAUGGCAUGGGAGAUCCCAGUGCGAUGGGACAGAUGAGCGGCAUUAGAUACAUAGGUCCUGGUAAUAUUGGACCCAUCAACUCUGGACCAGGAAUGCAGUCCUCUCCUUAUCAGAACAACAAUUAUGGGUUAACUAUGAGUAGUCCACCACAUGGUAGUCCCAGCUUGACUUCCAACCAACAGAACUUAAUGAUUUCUCCUAGGAAUCGUGGGAGUCCAAAAAUGGGUUCACACCAGUUUUCUCCAGUUGCAGGUAUGCACUCGCCAAUGGGAUCUGCUAGCAACACUGGCAACAACAGCUUCUCUAGCAGUUCCCUUAGUGCCCUUCAAGCCAUUAGCGAGGGGGUUGGAACUUCCCUUCUAUCAACACUUUCCUCACCAGGUCCAAAAUUGGAUAAUUCCCCAAAUAUGAAUAUAGCUCAGCAAAGUAAAAUGGGCAACCAGGACUCAAAGAGUCCUUCUGGCUUGUAUUGUGAACAAAGUCAAGUGGAGAGUUCUAUGUGCCAGUCAAACAGGGACCUCCUUAGUGACAAAGACAGUAAAGAAGGAAAUCUGGAAGGGUCUGAGAGUCAGAGGGGACCAAGUGAAAGCAAAGGUCAUAAAAAGCUCCUUCAGUUACUCACAUGCUCCUCAGAUGAGAGAGGGCAUUCUACGUUGUCAAACUCACCAUUGGACUCUGGUUGUAAAGAAUCUUCUACCAAUGUUACAAGUCCCUCAGGAGUCUCCUCUUCUACAUCUGGAGGGGUCUCUUCCUCAUCAAACAUGCAUGGGUCCCUGCUACAAGAAAAGCACAGGAUUUUGCAUAAAUUGUUACAGAAUGGUAAUUCUCCAGCAGAAGUAGCAAAGAUCACAGCUGAAGCUACUGGUAAAGAUACCUACCAUGACUCCAGCAAUACAGCCCCCUGUGUAGAAGGAACUAUCAAACAGGAACAACUGAGUCCUAAGAAGAAGGAAAACAAUGCUCUACUCAGAUACCUACUAGACAAGGAUGAUAUAAAGGAUCCACUUUCAAAAGAAAUGAAACCUAAGGUAGAAGUUCUGGAUAAUAAAAUGGGACACUGCAGUAGCUCCACUAUUCCUACUUCAAGCCAAGAAAAAGAGAUUAAAAUAAAAACAGAACCUUCUGAAGAGAUGAGUGGAGACUUGGAUAAUUUGGAUGCAAUACUGGGUGAUCUGACUAGUUCUGAUUUUUACAAUAAUGCUAUGUCUACAAAUGGGAGUAGUCUUGGAACUAAGCAAACAUUAUUUCAAGGAAAUGCCCCAUUGGGUAUGAGAAGUCCCCAAUCUGUGCAGACUACCCGUCCUCCUUUCAACAGAGCCAUGUCUUUAGACAGCCCAAUACCUGUGGGUUCAAGCCCUCCAGUGAGGAGUGUCAAUGCAUUCUCCAUGUUACAAAAGCAAAACAUCAUGGGUGGGAGUCCAAGAAUGAUCGAGAACCAGGAAAAUUUUGGAUCAAACAUGGGUGGACCCAACAGAAAUAUGGCUAUGAAUCAGCAUCCAGCAGGAGACUGGGUUUUGCCAAGCUCUAAGGUUAACAGACUGGAACCUACAAAUUCUGGUUCAAUGGUGAGACCAGGACCAGACUAUAACCCAUCCCUUCCCAGACCUACAGUGGGUGGCUCCAUGCCUGGUUUGCCCAUCCGGUCUAAUAGCAUACCUGGUACAAGACCAGUGCUACAACAGCAAAUGAUUCAUAUGAGGCCUACUGAGAUUAAUAUGGGUAUGGGAGGUAAUCCUUAUGGGCAAACAGGACCAUCUAACCAGCCAGGAUCAUGGCCUGAUAGCAUGCUGUCCAUGGAGCAAGGACCUCGAGGGUCACAAAACAGACAAUUAGUUAGAAGUUCUUUGGAUGAUUUCUUAUGUCCACCUCCUAACAUGGAAGGCCAGAGUGAUGAAAGGGCUCUUUUAGAUCAGCUGCACACCUUGCUGAGUAACACAGAUGUCACAGGAUUGGAGGAAAUUGACAGAGCAUUAGGAAUUCCUGAUCUUGUAAAUCAAGGGCAAACUUUGGAACCCAAGCAAGAUUCAUUUCAAGGUCAGGAAUCUGCAGUUAUGAUUGACCAGAAGCCUCCAUUAUAUAGUCAGCCCUAUCAGGGGCAAGGGGCAGCAAUGCCAGGAGGUUUUACUAACAUGCAGGGACAACAGCAAUCCUUUAAUUCAAUGAUGAAUCAGAUGAGCCAACAGAGUAAUUUUCCACUGCAAAGUAUGCAUCCUAGAGCAAGUCUAAUGAGACCCCGAACCAAUACACCAAAGCAGCUCAGAAUGCAACUUCAGCAGAGGCUUCAGGGGCAGCAGUUUUUGAAUCAGACCCGUCAAGCACUUGAGAUGAAAAUGGAAAACCCAGGUACUGGUGGUGCCCCAGUCAUGAGGCCAGUCAUGCAGCCGCAAGUGGGGUCACAGCAGCAAGGUUUUCUUAAUGCUCAGAUGGUGGCUCAGCGCAACAGGGAGCUAAUAAGUCAUCAUAUCAGACAGCAGAGGAUGGCAAUGAUGAUACAGCAGCAACAGCAACAACCUCAGACCUUCAGUCCACCACCAAAUGUGACUGCCUCAGGAAGCAUGGACAGUUCUCUGGCAGGUCCCCCAAUGGCUCAAGUUCCUUCGCAGCAAUUCCCAUAUCCACCUAAUUAUGGAAUAAGCCAACAACCUGAUCCCACAUUCAGUAGAGUAGCAAGCCCUCCCAACCCAAUGAUGUCAUCAAGAAUUAGAGCCUCUCAAAAUCCCAUGAUGCAGCACUCUCAAACAGCAGCAAUGUACCAGUCCCCUGAGAUGAAAGGCUGGUCAUCAGGAAACAUGGCCAGGAGCAGUUCUUUUCCACAGCAGCAGUUCAGCCAUCAAGGGAGCCCUACAACUUAUAAUCUGAUGCAUAUGAAUGGCAGCAGUGGUCAUAUUGGACAAAUGAACAUUAACACCAUGCCUAUGUCAGGGAUGCCUAUGGGUCCAGACCAGAAAUACUGCUGACACCUAAAACCGUGAUCUCCCAAAGUAGAAUGAUCUAUAUUAAUGAUGAUGCACUAGUAUUACAAAGAAAAGCUACAUAUUCUACGUGGCAACUAGUACUGGCCUUAUGGAAAUAACUGAUUUUUCCAGCUGAUCACCAAGAUGUCCCAAGUGACUUCAUACAAAAAAGACUUUUUUUUUAGUAGAAGCAGUCUCUCUGUAUUACUGUAUAUUGUGGUGUACAAAACAAUGGUCAUAAAUACUUUUGGCACUCUGCCUCUAGAAAUGUGAAUUUGGGAAUGGCAUUUUAGUAAAUAUGAUGGGUAGACUCUAUGUAUACCACUUCUAUUUACUGUAGCUAUCCAAAGCCCUUUAACUACAGGCAGGCAAAAGUGCCUGGAGAAGUCAUGGUAGAUAAGAAUUCUGAUUUCUCUAGUAAGAAUAUCUGAAAGAGAAUGUAGUUCCUAGCCUUGACUCUUUUAUAUUAAUUCCUGAAUACAAAUGCUGCUUUUAACCUCUUAUCCCCAGGAGUCAGGAUUUCCAAGCAUAGUGGCAAUGCAGAAUGAAUUGACAUGUAAUGUUCCAAAAUCCUGCCCAUUGAUUCCAAGGGGGGUUACAGAGAAAAUAAAUUAAAAUUAUUUAAACAUAAUCGUGACUAAUAUUUAAAUUUUGAUGUGCAGCUGAGUGCACUUUAUAAAAGGCUAUAUAACGGAUUAAUGCAAUAUCUUUGAUAAGGAUUAAAUAAACCGAAAGGUAGGGUGUACUCAUGUUCUUUUUCAAAUCCAAUCUUUUAAGAAUUGUUGAUUGAAAAGACUGUGUACUGUAAUGUUUUAUGUUAUUGGAAAUUAGAGCAAUAAUCCUUCAUGUUUUUUGGGGGGGAAAAAACCUUCAGAAAAAUCAAGGCAAGGCACUGCAGUCUGAAUCAGAAUUUUGCAGGGUUUUUUUUUUUUUGUGAAUAAAUUUUGUAAAUAUGAUCAAGAAUUGUAUUAUAUAUAUAUGACUUUUGUAGGUCACUAACUCAUUUUUGCAGAGUUUGUGAAGCUAAAUAUUUAACAAAGUUGAUUUCUGUAAACUCAUCUUAGUUGAGGUCCAGAUAGAAGACCUUUCAAUUUUUUUUUUUUUUUUUUUUUUAAUUUAAUGACCUUGGAGUUGGGUGACUUUGGCCCAUAUCUUUUUCUUCUUUGGUCUUUGCCACUUAUUUUAUAUCUUUAACAUAAUAGCUUUUUAAAAAUAUAAUUUGUUUAGGGUUAAGCAAUUGGUUAAUGCUUUCUCCACAUUAAGUGAGCACUUUGUUACAUUUCAUUUUUUAUAGAGGGCAAUUUGACAAAAAAGGCUCCCUGGAUUGUAAGCUGUCAUGACUUGUCAUAACAGUUCAUGGGGUUUUAUAUAGCCUUUUUAGUUAAUGAGUCCGUACUGUCAGGACUUUUGGUUAUCUUUAAUGAACCCUAAAUGUUUUUCUAGAAAAGAUGCCUAUUGCUAAGUAUUUCUUGUUAAUUACUUCUCCACCAUCACAUCUUACAGCAAGCAACUCAUUUGUUGUCACAUGACAUCCAGAAAUCUUUAUGGAUAUUAAGCCACAGUUUAACCAAAUGUCUGCACCUCUUUGGAUUGUUCUAUUGUAAUGAAUGUAUUUUCCAAACAAGUGUCUCUACUAUCAGUAUUCAUGUUAGGUUACAAGUCUAUUCAUCUUUACCUGUUGACAGGUUGUAUUUUUUGUCCAUAAAACGAAGAUGCUAUUACAGAUUAUCCACUUUCAGACAGAUGGCGAUUGAAACCUGGAAACUUCCAUAAGGGUGUGAACCAGAAAUGUUUUAAGGAAUGUGGUGCUUUUGUUCUAUUGUUCAUUGUGUAAUGGAAAACAGAAUUCUCCUGAGUGAGUGAAAAUCAGUGAUUCUGAUCAUUUCUUUUUGGUACUGUAACUAUGAAGUCAUAUUUUGUUUUGCAGUAACUUGAAGGAACUUCCAUGUUCUUCCAUUUUAAUUAAAAUAAUUUUCUGUGCAAAAAUUCACACAACUUUCAUCCUAUAUCUACAGCCACAGUCCUACUCCACAAGGCAGGCAGGCGCAAUAAAAAUCUGCUUUUUAUGCAGCCUAGUCUGUACAAUCAGCAUUGAGAACAUAGAUUUGGCUGUAGUAAUUUAGUUGUUUCCACUCCUCAGUCUGGUUCAUCUGUGUUGUAAUGCAUGACAUUUAAAAGCAUAAGGAACUGUUUUCCCCUUUCUUGCUUUUUAGAAUCCACCUGCUGGUUGAGUCAGUGCAACGUAAUGGAGUUGAAAGGCAACAAUCCCUUGCUUUUUAUAUUAAAUCAGAAUAGAAUGAUUUUAUAUCUUGUAGUUGUUCAUUAUAUUGAUGGAAGCUGCAACCCUUGAUUGCUUUGACUAGUGAAAUCUUCAGGAUAUGUACUACUUUAUGCUUUUUGCCCUUAACUUUUUUUUUUUGAGAAUGAUUCUAUUUAUAUUUCUAAAAUGUGGUACCUGAUGGAUGUUACAAAAGAUCCUUCUUCUCUCAUCUGCUUUUAGAAUGUUGUUUUUUUCCCAGUAAUUACUUUUUGCUGAAUCCAAAGAUUUGUUUUAAUUCAAAUAUGAUAAAAAGAUAAGCCUUUUUAAACCUUUUAAAAUUAGUGUUAUUGAAACCUUUUAAGACAACAAUCUAAAUAUUUCACCUAGGUUGAAAAGUGUAUUUACUAAACUAAACAGUCCUUUGAUUUUGGUGGUAUUUGAUAUCUCCAAUAAUUGUGUUUUGGUUCUACAGCAGCAAAGUUUUCUGAAUGAUUCAAGAAGCUGUGUAACUAUUUUUGACAGUAUGAUUACAGUUUACUAGUGUAACCAGUUGAAUCACUACUGCAUAGCAGACAUAGUCUCACUACAUGCCUGCCAGGUUUCCUGUUGAUUAUAGAAACCAUGUGUUAUAAAAUCCAUUAGCAAUUUUUUAUUCAAUCUCAUCCUAAAUUUGUGCUUUUAAUGUGAGGAAUUCAAGAUCAUUUUUUAAAGCUAUAAACAAAACUAUUUGAAUGUUGUACCAAUUAGCACACAUUUUAUUUUAGAUUUCAAGUGGAGACGGAUGAUAGAAUGAUACAGCAAGUAUGAAACCAUAUAAUGCUGAGAGCAAUAUUUUAAAAAAAUUCUCAGGAGAAGGCAUACAGUAUUGAGAAUUGCAUUUAAAUUUAGUUUACAUUAAAGUACUGCUUGAAAUGUGUGUAUCUUUACAUUGCAAAAACAAAAAACCAUAUGGGCUGAUUUAUAAAAGGGUUGGUUAUAAAGUAUUACUGCUCUUCUGAUUUUUGUGUUUUGAUGUUAAUAAUAAUGUAAAUAAAGGUUUCUAUUUAAAACCAGAA